This is a messenger RNA of Astyanax mexicanus (Mexican tetra), 3311 nucleotides long. RefSeq names its product tripartite motif containing 45 (gene trim45). The record is from RefSeq and is a predicted model, not a curated record. The transcript is spliced from 6 exons. Gene Ontology annotation, biological process: positive regulation of DNA-templated transcription. Gene Ontology annotation, molecular function: ubiquitin-protein transferase activity; zinc ion binding; protein binding. The coding region runs from base 600 to 2375 and encodes 591 amino acids. Gene Ontology annotation, cellular component: chromatin; nucleoplasm. NCBI's taxonomy places the organism in Eukaryota, Metazoa, Chordata, Actinopteri, Characiformes, Acestrorhamphidae.
UUUCAGUUUUAUUUUUGCCAGGAUUUACCUCCCACAGAUAAGAGCAACCUGAAUAAUUCACAGAGUAGUUUGGUAUGUUUAACACUUUUCAGUUUUCUAUAUUAUUUCUUAUGUGUUUCUUCAUAGACUGGAUUCAGUAUUUAGUAUUCAUUUUCAAUUUAGGGAAAUAAAUAAAAACACUGAGCGAGAAGCUGUGCCCAAACUUUUGACUGGCACUGCCUGGAGUUUAGAGAUUUGAGAGUCGUGGGGAGAGCAAGUCAUCAAGUCUGCGAGCUCCGGUUUCACACACAGCCAUUGGCUGGUCUUCAAAGAGUAGUUAAAGUCACGCCCACUCUGAAAUCUGCGCUCGCUGAUUGGUCCGAAGCUGUUUCUCAGCUCCCAGUGAAACUCUGCGAACAGUCGGCAAACUUUUUUCGAGGCAGAAAGUGAGGAUUUUAUUAAAGAUAUUAUUCUUAGAGGAGUUUUUACAAAGUGUGCAGAGUCUGUAGUUUUAUCUUUAGUCAGAUUUCUGAAGUUAAGCUGUUUUUCUACUGUUUUUGGAGCCACUCUGGCGAAAGUGUGGCGGAGCUGCGGCUGGAUUUACGUUACUACGGGUUACGAUGUCAGUCCGCGAGGAAAAAACAGCCCAGCAGCAGAAGCGCGAGCCCGGGGCAGGACUCUCGAACAGCGCGGUUAGAGAGAACGGGAGCGCGGCCGGGGAUGUUCGCAGCUCCAGGGCCGUGUGUCGGGUCUGUUCCCGCUUGUUUAGGGAGCCGAAGCUCCUCCCGUGUCUGCACACUUUCUGCGCAGACUGUAUCCGGCAGCUCGAGACCUUCUCGGCGCCGGGGGCCGGCGGGGGGAGAUCCCGGGCUGGGGCUGAGGGUCCGGGCCGCGGUCAGGUCCCUCUCACCGUGCUGUGUCCGGAGUGCGACUCUGAGGUGGACCUGCCCUCGUCGGGCGUGGACGGGCUCACCACCGACCACCUGGCCCUGGAUGAAGUGCUGAUGGAGACGCUGCUGAUGGAGCGCAGCGUGCUGUGUGAUCUGUGCAGUGAGAGCGACGCGGGGAAGCGCUGCGAGGUCUGCUGCCUCAACCUCUGCGACUUCUGCAGCCAAGCGCACAGGAGGCAAAAGAGGACAUCUAGUCACUCUAUUCAUAGCCUGGAAGACCUAAAGUCUCAGGGUCGUCUCUCCAGGCCUGUCCUGUGCUCACUGCACCCAGGUCAAGAGCUGCGCCUCUUCUGCGAGCCCUGUGACCUGGCCGUUUGCCUGGAAUGUGCUGCCGUGUUUCACCGGGACCACCAGUGCAGCCCAACUCACGAUGUUAUCAACCAGCAUGGAGAUUGUAUACGAGAGCUGGUUUCUGGGAGCCUGAGGCCUCGCCUGAGUCGUCUGGAGGAGGCGAUGAGACGUGUGGAGAUAUCAAAGGAAGCCUUGAAAAUUCGCACUGAUUCGCUGGCAAGCGAGAUUCGGGCUUAUGCUCGGAGUUAUGCCAGUGCGGUGGAGGCCCACUGCUGCUCUCUGCUGCGCACUCUGGAGGAGCUGAAGAUUCAGCGGCGGAAUCAGCUCAACCUGCAGAGUGUUCAGCUGCAGCAGGCACUGUCCGACGCCCGCGGAGGUGUGGAUUUUGCCGAGCGCUUGCUGACAUGUGGCUCUGAAGCAGAGAUCCUGAGUGCCAAGGGAGUCACCACAAGGAGAUUAAUGAGCCUGCUGGAGUGUGGCUAUGAUCCACAUCCAGCCACAGUGGGGAUUGACAACGGUAGCAGUAUGUACUUUUUACCACAGGAGAGCGCUGGGCAGGUGGAUGGCUUCCCCGUGGUUGGAGUCCUGUAUGCCAAGACGGUAGACCCCAGCAAAUGUACCAUCCAAGGAGAAGGUCUCCAGCAGGGUGUGGUAAGUGAAAGGGACGAGUUCACACUGGUCUGCAAGGACUCUGCAGGGGAGCCUAUGGGUAAAGGAGGAGACCCUGUGCUGGUCAGCAUAGUCCACAAGGACAGGAAGGACUGUGUUGUAGAGACUACUAUUGUGGAUAACAAUGAUGGUUCAUAUGCUGUCUCCUACACACCCAUGGAGCCUGGGUCGUACUCUGUAUGGGUGUGUGUGAAAGCGCAACAUGUUAAGGGCUCACCUUUCGUGCUGACAGUGAAGAGAGAGUUCCAGCACCAUCGUGGCAUCUUCCAUUGCUGCUCCUUCUGCUCCAGUGGUGGUGCUAAGGAGGCUCGGUGCGGCUGCAUUGGAACCAUGCCAGGAGGCUUCCAGGGCUGUGGACAUGGGCAUAAGGGUCAUCCGGGGAAGCCGCACUGGUCAUGCUGCGGGAGUGUAGUGGAGGGGUCUGAGUGUGUACGAAGUCUUGGACUAGCUUCUCUUCGUGGGCAUGUCCGAACUGUGGAGCUCUGAGGGAACAGUUACACCAGGAGGAGAAGAAGGAGUUUUAUCACAUCUGCUCUGCUCUGUAUCUACAGGAGUGUAUGUGUCUUACAAACAUUACAAACUUUUACAAGUCUGCACACUGUACACUGUGUCAGUUUAUCAUGCAUUGUUUCCAGACAAAAAUGCAAAAAACACCACUUGAUCCUUAUGAUUGUGAAGCCGUGUAAAUGCCUUAAAGCCUAAAGAGAUGGUAUGCCAUGAAUUAACCAAAGAUUAGUUUGGUUUGGUGUUAAUACAGUAAACAUGGAUUCAGACCAAACCAACUGCACAGAGACUUAAAUGUGGAGGUUGUCUCAGUCCACAGUAAUUCUAAAGUGGUUUGUUUGUAGUCGAACCCAACAAUCUGCUGUUCUCCGCAUGUUUGAGCUGAAUGUUAACUGAUUUAGACUAGAGCAAACAAACUCUAUGCAGGACUGUUUUACAGAAUGAUUGUGUAUGCAUUCAUCAGUGUAGCAUUUUAAUAGACAGUCACUGGAUACUGUAUUUUUAUCUUAUUUUUAACAUAAUGUUUCUCUGAUUAAAAAUAUAUUAUGUAGGAUCACUAGAAAGUUAAUUAACUAGUAAUAUAGCAUUAGAUCAGUGUUGAUGGGUAUAUAUGUCUUGAUUUGUGCACUGUACCAAAGACUGCCUGUCCUAUGGAGAGAAUUUUAACUAAAACAAAACCUAAAGAACUUCAACUUUCUUUUUAAAUUGUUAUUGAAAAAAAACAUUUACUCAUGUUUUACUUUUUGACAUAGCAGUUGUUUUAGUUAUAUUCAGUCCACAUUUGGUCAACAUAAUGAAUAGAUGAGUAGAAAUGCUAUAAAAUAAUAUGAUCUUAAGAAUAUUUUUAUACUCAUGAACAGUUGCUUGUGCCAGUACUUUCUCUGUACAUCCAACAAAUAAACAGUCCUUCCACACACA